AUGAGGAGCAGGAUGAUACUAUUACUAAUAGUAUCAUUGAUUGGAUUUUGGAGUGGUUUAGUCUCAGGUGAAGAUGCUUAUAUGUACUACACAUGGACUGUCACAUACGGCACAGCUGCACCACUCGGUGUCCCUCAACAGGUUAUUCUCAUCAAUGCCCAGUUUCCUGGACCCAAUCUUGAUUGUGUGACCAAUGACAACAUCAUCCUUACCCUCAUCAACAAAUUGGACCAGGAUUUCCUUCUCACAUGGAAUGGCAUCAAGCAGAGAAAGAAUUCAUGGCAAGACGGUGUGUUGGGAACCAACUGCCCCAUCCCUCCCAACUCCAGCUACACCUACAAGUUCCAAACUAAGGACCAAAUCGGCACCUACACCUACUUCCCCUCCACUCUCAUGCACCGAGCAGCCGGAGGCUUCGGCGCCCUCAACGUAUACGCCAGGUCCGUCAUCCCCGUCCCCUACCCCACCCCCGACGGAGACUUCACCCUUCUCAUCGGUGACUGGUGGUACUCAUCUACUCACAAGGCGCUGCAGCUGACGCUGGAUUCAGGAAUGCCGUUGCCUUACCCCGAAGGCAUCCUCAUUAACGGCCAGAAUGCAUCCACGUUGAGCGGCCAUCCAGGGAAGACAUACAUGUUCCGGGUCUCCAACGUGGGGCUUUCGACGUCGUUUAACUGGAGGAUCCAAGGGCAUCAAAUGAAGGUGGUGGAGGUUGAAGGGUCACACGUCAUCCAGAACACAUACGACUCGAUAGACGUGCACGUGGGGCAGAGCGUGACCGCUCUAGUCACCUUGGAUCAGCCUCCCAUGGACUACCGCAUUGUCGCAUCCACCAUAUUCACCGACUCCCCGCUCCUCACCGCCACCGCAAUAUUGCAUUAUUCCAAUUCACAAGGCAUUGUUGCGGAUAUGCCGCCGGGAGGAGGAGGAGGAGGCGACGUGGAGUGGUCGGUGGAGCAGGCGAGAUCGUUCAGGUGGAACCUGACCGCCAACGCGGCCAGGCCGAAUCCGCAGGGCUCGUUCCACUACGGGGAGAUCAACACGACGAGGACUUUGUUGGUGGCCAAUUCAGCGCCGGUUAUUGAGGGGAAGCAGAGGUAUGCGGUGAAUGGGGUGUCUUACGUCAACCCGGACACGCCGCUGAAGCUGGCGGAUUAUCUGAACAUCAGCGGCGUGUUCAGGCUAGACGGGGCAUGGGAGGGUGAGCUUGCCACUGCUGUGGUGGGAACUGCCCUCCAUGACUUCGUCGAGAUCGUCUUCCAAAACCACGAGGACGCCAUCCAGACGUGGCAUCUCGAUGGCUACGAUUUCUGGGUUGUCGGAUUCGGAAAGGGAAAUUGGACGGAGAGCAGCAGGGAAGGGUACAAUCUGGUUGAUGCUUUCACUAGACACACAGUGCAGGUGUAUCCAAAGUAUUGGAGUGCAGUGUUGGUGUGGAUGGACAACCAAGGGAUGUGGAAUUUGAGGUGUAGUAUGUGGGGGAGGCAGUAUCUAGGGCAGCAAUUGUAUAUCAGAGUGUAUGAUCCGGUGCACAGUCUUUCUAAUGAAUACCACAUGCCUACCAAUGCUCUUCUCUGCGGCCGAGCCCUCCCUUAAAUUUCUAACACUUUACCUCAUUUUAUUGACUUGUUGGUAUUUUUUUGGUUGCCUUGU
This is a messenger RNA of Salvia splendens (bonfire salvia), 1653 nucleotides long. Its product is annotated as L-ascorbate oxidase homolog. The record is from RefSeq and is a predicted model, not a curated record. The transcript has 6 exons. NCBI's taxonomy places the organism in Eukaryota, Viridiplantae, Streptophyta, Magnoliopsida, Lamiales, Lamiaceae. Bases 1 to 1596 code for a protein of 531 amino acids. Gene Ontology annotation, molecular function: oxidoreductase activity; copper ion binding.